GUGUGUGUGUGUGUGUGUGUGUGUGUGUGUGUGUGUGUGUGUGUGUGUGUGUGUGUGUGUGUGUGUGAAGCUCCCGCUGGGCCGUCAUUCCUCAACACCGACUCACAAACUGGGACACCAGUAUAACGCUGUCAGGGAUUCAAUAAGAACAUACAAAGAUGUGCACUUUUGCAGAAAAAAACAAUCUGAAAUGGGCUUUAAAGGAAAUAUAUGAAUUUAUCUUAAAAACUCGACAUAUCGUCCAGCCCUACUUGAACCUGUUCCCUGAGAGGUGUCGUGCAUCUCUUUAAUAAUGAGUAUAACAUCGACCCCUGCUGUGUGUGUUUCAUGAAGAAAUGGACGAUGGCACACCGGACGAGGUCUUUGCUGAUCUGAAGUCAAGGGACCUCGGAGCAUGGGGGGUCGCUCAGAUAGCGGCCGGCACUGGACUCGCAGUUUAUGCCAUGUGGGUGGGAAUCCUCCAGCCGGGCUUCAGAAAAGUCCCCUUGAGGCUACAGGUGCCGUACAUUCCUGCCAGCAAAGCUCAGGUGCAAAAUGUAAUGACACUGCUGAGAGGUCGAAAGGGAGGCCUGGCAGAUCUGGGAUCCGGUGACGGCCGCAUUGUCUUAAAGGCCUAUCAGCAGGGAUUCACACCUGCUGUUGGUUAUGAGCUCAACCCCUGGCUCGUGCGCUUGGCUCGCUUUUACGCGUGGAGAGCAGAGUGUCAUGACAAAGUUUCUUACCGAAGAGAGGAUCUUUGGAAGGUCGACUUGACAGAAUGCAAGAAUGUCACCGUGUUUCUGGCUCCGAGCGUGCUUUCAUUGCUGCAGGAUAAGCUGCUGGCUGAGCUUCCCCGUGAUGCCUUAGUGGUGGCUGGUCGAUUUCCUUUCCCUGACUGGACACCGUGCCGGGUCGAGGGUCACGGCGUGGACAGAGCCUGGGCGUACAGCGUGAAGACACUCAGAGACAACUCGCAGAACAAAGACGAGCUCACAGUCACAGAAAGAGACGAUGAACGUACCAAGGAGGAAGGAUCCACUUAAAGCUACAAGGACGUAAAUCCACUGUUUAUCACUGUGUCUUAUUUAUUUUUGACUGAGUGACCUUUAGAAAACAUAUUAUAAGAUGUGAAUAUCCUUCGUUGGAACUCUGAGGACUUUUACCUUUAAAUUAAAAUCCUAUCUUUUUUAUCUUCAACUGGAAGUUAUAUUUCAGUGUUGCAGUGAUCAGCAAAUAGAUUCAUGUGUGUGCCACUGUUUUGAAGGAUGAAUUAUGACAUUUGUUAACUGACAUGUUUGAACCAGAAUCUCCUGAGUGAGAGUUUCUGUUAGCGUGGAAGCAAUGCCACACCUUAGUCACUAAACUGGUAUCACUUUGGGGGGAAUCACCUACCUCAAUUUCUCAUCUUUUAGAGUUUAAGCAUCCUUAGUUUAUGUGUCUGUUUGACUGUCAGGUACCAAUUAUGAAUGUUUCUAUUAUUGUUUUGUUUUUCUUAAGAGGCCAACAUCCGUCCGACUGCUUCCAAGCAAAUUUCAGAAGUAGAAAUGUAAACUUUGAAGCUUGUGGAUCAUUGCCAAAGGCUGCCAGUUAAUGUGAAAAUGUCUUUGUUGUCAGUGCAGAGCAGGGAAUGCGGCUCUGGACAUCAAUGACAGUGAGUGUUUUCUUCCUAACCUUACAGAACCGUUUGUAACACGUGUCAACCUCAUGGGGUCUAUAUCGUAACCCUGUCUGUUGUUGUUGUCGUUUUGGUUCCUUUUUCUCUCGGUUCUCUCGUCGUGGUUGCUAUUUAAGUAACGUCUUUAAUGUAUGCAUCAUGGACUGUGAAGUGUUAGUGCUUAGGCCCAAACACAACCGGCAGCAGCAGCAGCAGCAGCAGCAGCAGCAGCAGCAGCAGCACUGGUUUACAGCGACUAAAACUUUUCAGUUUUGUGAGCAGCCACAGAUAUCGAUGACAGAGAAUGCUGCACUAACGACUGCAUUCAGGACGUCUUUAAAGAUUUACUGAACGAUCUCAGUACAUCAUGAGUCACCCCUCAAGUAUUUGGUACCUUCAGGACUCCGUUACCAAGGCUUUAGGUGUACGAGUAUCCGUAAUAAGCUCUCUAUCCGUCUGACAUCAGUCACACUGCUGAACAGCAGAUAAACCUGACCCCUGUUGAAUGAGUCCAUGCACACUAUUUAACUUGUUUUCAUUUAUUUUUGAGUGUUUCAGCCUUUCUUCUUAUAUUUGUAUUUAUUGCGGGUGUUUUUGUUUUUUAAACCUUUGCAAAUGGAGAUCAGUCUAUUUUAUUGUGUUCAGUGCAUUACAUAAUGAGUUUUUAUGGUUUUCCUGUUUUGUGUUCUGCUUUUUUAUUAUAAUUGGCACAGAGCUCUGUGUUUCCUCUGCACUGUAACCCAUGGUAAUGACAUUUUCCACCUGGGGGAAACUGAAGUAUAUCUAACCUGAUCUCCAUGAAACAUCUUUAAACUGCAUGUUUGUAAGAAAAGACCCGGUUAUGUGUGGAGAGAUAAUGAAGUAUCUCUAAGAAGUGUAGAAUUCAUACGAUUGUGUAAUGUUGUCUUGAAGGUUCUGAAGAGAAAAAUACCUGAGAUGUGGGGUUCAAAGGUCAAACAGACAUCACAGGGACUACACACCUGUAUUACAAAGAUAUUUCUUUGUUUUGAUGAAGGCAUGCGUUGUUUGUUUGAGAGUGUAACUAAAUAAAAAAUAAUUCAGCCUU
Molecule: messenger RNA, 2699 nt
Organism: Labrus bergylta (ballan wrasse)
Lineage: Eukaryota; Metazoa; Chordata; Actinopteri; Labriformes; Labridae
Gene: antkmt
Product: adenine nucleotide translocase lysine methyltransferase
Biological process (GO): positive regulation of proton-transporting ATP synthase activity, rotational mechanism; regulation of mitochondrial ATP synthesis coupled proton transport; peptidyl-lysine trimethylation
Cellular component (GO): mitochondrion
Molecular function (GO): protein-lysine N-methyltransferase activity
Source: RefSeq, a predicted model, not a curated record